Messenger RNA from Corticium candelabrum, 1245 nucleotides. RefSeq lists its product as uncharacterized. The record is from RefSeq and is a predicted model, not a curated record. The transcript has 2 exons. NCBI's taxonomy places the organism in Eukaryota, Metazoa, Porifera, Homoscleromorpha, Homosclerophorida, Plakinidae. The coding region runs from base 64 to 642 and encodes 192 amino acids.
AUGUCGACGCAUGCUCGAAUGCCCUCGUCCUGGGGUAUGUUCGUGUAGAGCGACGUGACGUCGAUGGUGACCAGUGUGGCGUCGCGUUCGAUUCGUGUGACGAAGUCACCCGAGUCCCGUAUGUACCUGUUCUGUUCGAGUCCUCUGUGGGCCCGAGCUUCCGGAUACUAUCGGUCGAUAGGCCACCGGGUUCUUGUGUACUUUGCUCAGAAAGUAGAGCUGUUGUGUUCUGACGCGGCUCGGCGUCUUGAUCAGGUGCCGGAGCGUGUCGCGGUCAAGGAGACCGUGCUCGUUAUGAUCGAGAUGGAUCGAUUAAUUCGACUCGUUAUGGCCGGUGUCGGGUUGUUGUCGAGUCGUUCGUACGUGCGGGCGUCGUCCACGUGCCCGAGGCCUUUUUCGACGUAUACGGACGACGAUCAUCGAUCCCUUGUCCGCCUUCUUCAUGACGAUGUCGGUGCGUUUGCUCAGUCGCUCGAGGGCGGCGCGUUCGGACGCAUCCAGAUUCUGGAAGAUCUUGUUUCUCGGCCUAGACUCGGCCAGAGCUCGUCUCGUUCGCGUUAUGUACGCCUCGAGGGCGGCGUUUUUCGUGGUCGGCGGCUGCCAUUCGAGACCGUUCUGAACGGCGGUGUGGGUAGUCGGUAGGCGUGUUCGUUCGUGACGUCGUCCGGAGCAAAUUUUUUUUUUGGGUCCACUUCACACACACAUCCCGGAUAUAUAGCCCGGAUAAGUUUAACUUGCACGUGCACGGUAGACCAUUCUCACGUGCACGCAUGGCUCACGAUCAUGAUUUAGUAGUUCGAAAUGUGUUGUUAUGCUAACAGAUCGUGGGAAUUGCGCUUUCUCUGCGAGCAGUUACCACACUGAGUAAGCAACAGUGGCAGUGAAAGGAGAGCCCCAAUACGGGGAAUGUUGGUUGCUACAAACCGUUUUCUUUGCAGAAAUCGACUUUCUCGAGAAACUGUUGACUCCAGAAAAGCUUUACGUGAUGCAGUUAUUAUACAAGACGGCAGAGGAUGUGUGAAGAAUAUUGGAAGGUGGAUCCGGGAUUGACAUGUCAAAGUACUCUCUAGCAAAAUCUAGUGACUGCUGUGACAUUUCUUACCAGAUUUUUGAUGUUUGUUUACCAGUUUACAAUGCUUUAUACGCAUAACUCAAUCUUAACCAGUUAUAGUCAUUACCAGUUGGAUAUAACAGUGUACGCUCUAGAUGUUGAAGAAAGUAACAUGAUAAUGUUUUGUGCUUGUA